AUGCCUGACUCAACCUUUGCCGCCGCACUCGAGGUUGUCGACUCGGCGACCGCCUGCGGCCUCGACCAGGGUGCUCAGGGCCUCGCAGGAAGUCCCGACGGGCUGACUGACAGGCUCGACGAGCUGCUCCUAAAGGAGAUUGAAGACACCGUCUCCGUCGGCGAAACUUUGAGCGAGCGUGAGAACGUUGGUGGAAUCUCGGCGAGCAGCUCGAAGGACAGUCUCCCGGAAGGCAAAGAUUGUGUCGUCGAAAGUCUCCCGGAGUCCGUUGGCCUUCCAGGAGGCACGACUCGCAGCCAUGCCGAGAGGCUCCGCAUGCAGCCGGUGAGCCUGUUGCUGCGCUGGAGUGGCUGUCUGCUGGGUCAGACCGCGAUCGGACUCGUCAUCCUAGCAGCCACUUACUCGGUCAUCAUCAAAGUGGCUGUCGACGAGGCGCGCGAGCGGCGAUCAGCAGAGCGCGAGUUCGGCUCGGGAGAGAGCGACGCCCACUGGACUGGCGACGCGCGGUCGACAGUCUUGCUGCUCCUCCGGCCGUCGUAUGCGCUGCUUCUCGCACGCGUGACGUCGGCCUUGAUGGUGGGCGUCGCCAAACGUGCCCCCUGUGGCGACUGGGAGUACAUCCCUCUGCCCGCCUUCGGGGUACUUCUUCUGCACCACGCUCUUGCCAGCCUGUGGGCCCUUGCUGCUGUGCUUUACCCGGCUGGGUGCGCGAUCGGACUGCUCAUCGAUCGGGACGCUUGGGUGGACCUCUAUCUACUGCACCGGUUUAUACCCGUCAUGCUUUGGACCAUGGGCUGCGGCCUCGUGUUUCUCUCCACCGACGUCGGCUUGGCUGUCUGGCAAAAGACGCUGUCAGUCAAGCAUUACAAGGAGCGUGCUGCGACGGCGCAGCACCACCAACGG
This is a messenger RNA of Emiliania huxleyi CCMP1516, 903 nucleotides long. RefSeq lists its product as hypothetical. Lineage: Eukaryota; Haptophyta; Isochrysidales; Noelaerhabdaceae. The transcript has a single exon. The record is from RefSeq and is a predicted model, not a curated record. The annotation marks the transcript as partial.